Tinamus guttatus (white-throated tinamou) is the source of this 921-nucleotide messenger RNA. Its product is annotated as olfactory receptor 14A16. Gene Ontology annotation, molecular function: olfactory receptor activity; G protein-coupled receptor activity. The record is from RefSeq and is a predicted model, not a curated record. Gene Ontology annotation, biological process: G protein-coupled receptor signaling pathway. NCBI's taxonomy places the organism in Eukaryota, Metazoa, Chordata, Aves, Tinamiformes, Tinamidae. Gene Ontology annotation, cellular component: membrane.
AUGUCCAACAGCAGCUACUUCAGUGAGUUUCUCCUAUUGGCAUUUGCAGAUAGGCGGGAGCUGCAGCUCUUGCAUUUCUCACUCUUCCUGGGCAUCUAUCUGGCUGCCCUCACAGGCAAUGGCCUCAUCAUCCCAGUCAUAGCCUGCAACCACUAUCUCCACACCCCCAUGUACUUCUUCCUCCUCAACCUCUCCCUCCUUGACCUUGGCCGCAUCUCCACCAUUCUCCCCAAAUCCAUGGCCAAUUCCCUGUGGAACACCAGGACCAUUUCCUAUUCAGGAUGUGCUGCCCAGGUCUUAAGUUUUUACUUUUUCAUUUCAGCUGAGUAUUCUCUCCUCACAGUCAUGGCCUAUGACCGCUACGUUGCUAUCUGCAGACCCCUGCACUACGGGACCCUCCUUAGCAGCAGAGCUUGUGUGAAAAUGGCAGCAACUGCCUGGGCAGCUGGCUUUCUCAAUGCUCUCCUGCACACUGUGAACACAUUUUCCAUUCCACUCUGCCAAAGCAAUGAGGUGGAGCAGUUCUUCUGUGAGAUUCCUCAGAUACUUAAGCUCUCCUGCUCAAACUCAUAUUUAAGGGAAGCUGGAGUUAUAGUGGCCAGUCUUUGUUUAUUCUUUGUAUCUUUCAUUUUCAUUGUGGUGUCCUAUGUACAGAUCUUCAGAGUUGUGCUGAGGAUCCCCUCUGAGCAGGGCCGGCACAAAGUCUUUUCCAUGUGUCUGCCUCACUUAGCUGUGGUCUCCAUGUUUCUCAGCACUGGAACAUUUGCUGACCUGAAGCCCCCCUCCAUUUCCUUCCCAGCUCUGGAUCUGGUGGUGGCCAUUCUGUACUCACUGGUCCCUCCAACAUUUAACCCACUCAUCUACAGCCUGAGGAACGAAGAGCUCAAGAAUGCCUUGAGGAAACUCAUCCAACUGGUCUAA